This is a messenger RNA of Equus caballus (horse), 2847 nucleotides long. RefSeq names its product chondroadherin (gene CHAD). Lineage: Eukaryota; Metazoa; Chordata; Mammalia; Perissodactyla; Equidae. Gene Ontology annotation, cellular component: extracellular matrix. Gene Ontology annotation, molecular function: protein binding. The record is from RefSeq and is a predicted model, not a curated record.
UACGAGUCCUGUGGGUCACCCCCACGCCCACCCUCAGUUCCCACUUUCUGGUGAGCCCUCAGUCGUGGAAAAAGGGGACAGGAGUGCAGGGGACAGAAACUCAAGCCCUGGGCUGCGAGCGAGCGGCCAGCGGCAAGUCUCCAGCCUGCCGGCAGGGGGAGCCCGAGCGGCCCUCACGCUCGGCCGGCGCCGCACAAGCGCCCCAUUAAAAGCGCCGCCGGCCGGCAGACCGCGGCGAGACGUGCGUCCGGCUGUCCGGGCCCGCUUCCUCCCUCCCCGGGCCCAGGGCACCGGGCCCGGUGUGACUGGCGGUGGUGUGGAGGCUCAAACUUGAGCAAACAAAUAAGUUCAGGGACGCCUCCCUCUCUCCGGUGUAAACUUGGGGCUCUAGACACACCCAUCCCCCCAUCCCAGAAAAGCGCGAGGAAAGGAGGUGGGGGUCGGGAGCUAGCAGGAUCUGAGAGCAGGGAGGAGGGGAGCCAGGGCUGGGGGACGGGUUUGGGGGCCAUGGUCCCAGCCUGCAGGGUCGCACGCUGGGGGAAGGGCCCCGCCCCCCUCCCCGUCCAGGGCGGGGGCGCAUCUCUGGGCGGGAGGGAGUUAAGGCGGGUGCCCUCGAUGCUCCACGUAGAAGCUGGCUCCGGCUGCCGGCUGCGGUCAGGGCCACCGUAUAAAUAGGGCGGGAGACCCGAGCGCCGAGGACUUGCCGCCGCCCGCGCCCCGCCGUCGCCGCUGCCCCCAGCCCCGGCCCCAGGCGUCUCGGCCAUGGCUCGCCCGAUGCUCUUGCUCAGCCUCGGCCUUCUGGCCGGUCUGCUGCCGGCGCUGGCCGCCUGCCCCCAGAACUGCCACUGCCACGGCGACCUGCAGCAUGUCAUCUGCGACAAGGUGGGGCUGCAGAAGAUCCCCAAGGUGUCAGAGAAGACCAAGCUGCUCAACCUACAGCGUAACAACUUCCCGGUGCUGGCUGCCAACUCGUUUCGGGCCAUGCCGAACCUCGUGUCGCUGCACCUGCAGCACUGCCAGAUCCGCGAGGUGGCCUCCGGCGCCUUCCGUGGCCUCAAGCAGCUCAUCUACCUAUACCUGUCCCACAACGACAUCCGUGUGCUGCGCGCCGGCGCCUUUGACGACCUGACCGAGCUCACCUACCUCUACCUGGACCACAACAAGGUGACUGAGCUGCCCCGGGGGCUGCUCUCCCCACUGGUCAACCUCUUCAUCCUGCAGCUCAACAACAACAAGAUCCGUGAGCUGCGCGCAGGCGCCUUCCAGGGCGCCAAGGAUCUGCGCUGGCUCUACCUGUCGGAAAAUGCACUCAGUUCCCUGCAGCCUGGCGCUCUGGACGAUGUGGAGAACCUCGCCAAGUUCCACCUGGAUAGGAACCAGCUGUCCAGCUACCCCUCAGCUGCUCUGAGCAAGCUGCGGGUGGUGGAGGAGCUGAAGCUGUCCCACAACCCCCUGAAAAGCAUUCCUGACAACGCCUUCCAGUCCUUCGGCAGAUACCUGGAGACCCUCUGGCUGGACAAUACCAACCUGGAGAAGUUCUCCGACGGCGCCUUCCUGGGUGUGACCACGCUGAAACAUGUCCAUCUGGAGAACAACCGCCUGAACCAGCUGCCCUCCAACUUCCCCUUUGACAGCCUGGAGACCCUCACCCUCACCAACAACCCCUGGAAGUGUACUUGCCAGCUUCGGGGCCUCCGGAGGUGGCUGGAAGCCAAGACUUCCCGCCCUGAUGCCACUUGCGCCUCACCGGCCAAGUUCAGGGGCCAGCACAUUCGUGACACCGACGCCUUCCGAGGCUGCAAGUUCCCUACUAAGAGGUCCAAGAAAGCCGGCCGCCAUUAAACAGUGCCUUACAGUACCCAGAAUGUGAGAGGUGCUCUGUUGAAUGACCAAAUGAAUGGAUCAUAAAUGAUGCACAUAGAAUCCAACUAAAAAAUAAGCAAAGGACUUGGAUAGGCACUUUUUCCAAAGAAGAUAUGCGAAUGGUCAACAAGUAUGAGAAAUGCAAAUUAAAACCACAAUGAGAUGCCACUUCAAACCCACUACGAAGGCUAUAAUCAAAAAACCAAAAUGACAAGUAUUGGUGAGCAUGGGGAGAAAUUGGAACACUUGUGCAUUGCUGGUGGGAAAGUCAAAUGGUGCAGCCACUUUGGAAAACAGUCUGGCAGUUCUCCAAUAAGUUAAACAUAGAAUUGCCAUAUAACCCAUAUAAUUCCACUCUUUGGUACGUACGAAUUGAAAACAGAUGUUCAGAAAAAGACUUGUACACAAAUGUUUCUAGCAGCACUAUUUAAUAGCCAAAAGGUGAAAACAACCCAAAGGUCCAGAGCGGAGAAAUGGAUAAACAAAAUGUGAAAUAUUCAUACAAUGGGAUAUUAUUUGGCCAUUCGAAGGAAUUAAGUAGUGGUACAUUUGUGAAAAUAAAUAAAGGAAACCUCAUUUAAAAUGGAAUCGGGAAGGCCUGAAGGGGGAACUGACACACAUACCACUUGUUGCAGCUGCAUAACUAGCAGGAAGAAAGGUGAGAAUUAUUUUGACAAGGGAGGACAUUAAUCAUGUGGGAAUUUCAUCUCCUGCUUUUAAGAAAAACAAGGAAGAUUUCUCCCUGCCCCAGCGACAAGGCACUAACCACUGCUUGUAGUCCAUGAGAAGCUGCCACAGCCUCAAGCUCUGGUUCUUCUCCAAGGUUUUGUUCAAAGGAAGCUUGCCCAGUUUCCUCCUGAAACCUCAUAAAACCUGACUUUCCCUUUGUCCCUUGGGACAGACCUAUGUUUCGCCAUAGCUUGUGUGUCCCGAAUUGUAAUUGCUCUGCCAUUCCUAAAUAAAUCCAUUUUGCUGGUAAAAUAA